GUUGGCGGUUUUGAGGUGACAUGCACGCAUGAAAGUGAAAGGCGGACGAGCGAUCAACGAAAAGGCUCGCUCCAUCAGCCUAGAGCUUGGCAGCAACUUGUUUUAUCGUCCGAUUGCGGAUUCACCUCUCGUAGCUGGCGGGCUGUCUGACACGGCCCCAGCAGGAAGCUGAGCUGCCAGCCCUACCAACAUUCAGUCAAGGUCCUUAAGUCGCCCAGGCGGAAUUGAUAACCAUGGCAGGCAACGCGCAGAUCCCCAUCAUCGACAUUUCGGCUACCCAGGGUGACCAGGGGGACAUCGCCAAGCACCUCGUCGCUGCUGCUGCAGAGCACGGCUUUAUCUACAUCAAGAACACUGGCCGCGAUAUCUCUGCCGAGAAGAUACAAAAAGCUUUUGAGCUGUCAAAACUCCUCUUUGAGUCGCCGCUGGAAGAGAAGCAGCGAUGUAGCAUCCAGCAGAACAACCAGGGCUGGUCUGGCAUGCACUCUGAGACCCUUGACCCUGCCUCGCAGCGUGUCGGUGACUUUAAAGAGGCAUUCAACUUUGGGCCGUUCAAAGAUGGCAGAGCAACCCAACCCGUCCCUGCGUCGAUGGAGGCGCAUCACGCCGAGCUUGCCUCCUUCCGAGACGCAUGUCAUGAAUUGUGCCGGAAGCUCCUGUUCUUGUUUGGGGUUGGUCUAGAGGUGUCGCCCGCGGACUUUUUCACGGCUGCACACAACCCAGACGAGCCAUCGGGGUCGAUUUUGAGAUUCCUCCGUUAUCCUCCACCAAGCGAGACCCCUGACGCUCAAGCUGGCGACGUUCGAGCUGGUGCCCAUUCCGACUAUGGUUCUGUGACGUUGCUCUUCCGGAUCCCCGGUCAAGCAGGUCUCGAAAUUCUGACACCAUCAAAUACCUGGGCCCCCGUCCCUGUCACGCCUCCUGGUACCGAGAACGACCCAUCACCACCGAUCCUCGUCAACAUUGGCGACUUGCUGUCGUACUGGACCAAUGGCCUGCUUCGGAGUACUGUGCACCGAGUGUCGUUCUCGCCCGGACAGGCGGCACACGGUGAAUCGAGUGUCGACCCGCGUUAUUCCCUCGUCUUCUUCUGCCACCCAGCGCACGAUACUCCGCUAGUGUCAGUCCCGAGCGAGCGUGUCCGCAACUUCAGUGGCGUAUCGAGUCAGGCCAAGGAGGGCAACCCGUACGCGGAGCGCAAGGUCCUGACCGCAGAAGAGCAUCUUCAGAUGCGCCUCCAGGCGUCCUAUGGCGACCUGUACAAGGACAAGUCGAAGGGGGCGUGAUAAUGACAUGACAUGCUCGGCGUUGGAGGGCAAUUACGUCGUCAAGUAUACACGGGACAUGUAGGACGAAGAAUCAGACAGAUAGUAAAUGGUCGAGACCAUACUGGGUUGACCACCGCUCUGCCGACAUACACAUAUCAUACACUCAACUUACAAGUUUGGGCUUUGCUGCUCCACCCGGACAUUUUACUUCUUCUCCUGGUCCUGCUUCUCCUCCUGCUUGUGUUUCUCUUCCCUCGCCGCCAGGACCUCCGCACGCUUCUGCUUGCCGCUGUUCCGCACGUCCGAGAUGUGAUCCAUGAUCAGCCCCCAGAUCCCACCACCACCUUCCUGCAGAGCCUCCCGCUCCCGCCGCGCCCUCUUCUCCUUCCAAUCCUCCUCGGCAUCGCCCAUCCAGAUCGCCUCGAGCGAUCCUUUCCUCUCCUCCUCCUCCUCCACCCCUCCUCUUCCACCCCCUUGCUUCUUGCCCUCCCCCGCACCAGCACCGCCG
Microdochium trichocladiopsis is the source of this 1776-nucleotide messenger RNA. RefSeq lists its product as uncharacterized. The record is from RefSeq and is a predicted model, not a curated record. Bases 234 to 1286 code for a protein of 350 amino acids. Lineage: Eukaryota; Fungi; Ascomycota; Sordariomycetes; Xylariales; Microdochiaceae. The transcript is spliced from 5 exons. Gene Ontology annotation, molecular function: dioxygenase activity.